This is a messenger RNA of Diaporthe batatas, 306 nucleotides long. RefSeq lists its product as uncharacterized. The transcript is spliced from 2 exons. The coding region runs from base 1 to 306 and encodes 101 amino acids. Lineage: Eukaryota; Fungi; Ascomycota; Sordariomycetes; Diaporthales; Diaporthaceae. The record is from RefSeq and is a predicted model, not a curated record.
AUGUGCGACUGGGAAGAGUUCAUCUUUGGCUGCUCCUGCUCCUACACCAAGCGCAAGAGCUACUGCCAUUUUGCCCGCAACGACCCCAACCACCAGUGCUUCGGCGUGCAAGUCCUCAAGAAGGUCUGGGAGGUGCCUGAGAUCUGCGACAAGUGCAGCCAAAGGAACAACAGGACAUCUUCGCGAGCAUACCAGCCCUAUGGACAGGAACCCGGUGAGUCUCCAGCUUGCUAUAAUCGAUCCGCUGUUGGGGGCGCCACCGACGUCGAUGAGGAGCCGCACGGCUACGGACAGCUGCUCCGGUGA